AUGAGUAAUAAUAGUAAUGCAUUAAAUAGAUUAAAAGCAAUCGCUCAACAACAAGCCAAUAAAUCAUCACAUUUAUAUGGUGACUCUAUCGUCAAAAGAGAGUCUCUUCAAUCAAAUGACUCUAAAUUAAUAACACAAUCAUUAAACAAAUUAAUCGAUUGGAUUAAUAAUAAUAGUAAUACAAAGAGCGCAUUAAAAGAUUUAGAUUCAAGAGGUAUUUAUCCAUCUAUGUUUCAAUUAUUUAAUCAUUAUGAUUUGGAGAUUGUUAGAUUGGUGGUGAGAGCAAUCAAGAUUGUAGCGUUAAAGGAUGCUGCAACCAAUGAGAUUCUCAGAUCGUUGGACGGUGUACAUUUGUUGGAACAGUUGUUGGAGCAGUAUUACGAUGCCGAGAUUCUCAACGAUGCAGCUACUGCCAUUGAGUGUCUGCGUAGAUGUGCACCAUACUCGGUGAGAGGUGUCGGAUUUGGAAAGUACUCUGAACAAACUGGAACCUUUCAAUGGUACUUGGAAUUCUAUCAAUUACACUUUGACGAUGUAGGUGUCGCCUGGAGAGUAUGGGAUGGGGGUAUUGGAUUGGCCAAGUGGGUGUUGGACAACCCAUCGAUCUUUGAAGGCAAGGAUGUAUUGGAACUUGGUAGUGGUGUUGGUGUAUGUGGUAUUGCAGCCGGUCUCAUUAGCAAGAAUGUAUUGGUCACCGAUUACACUGACAAAAUCAUUCAAGCACUCCAAGACAAUGUAAAGAGAAACAUGAGAUUGACAUCUCAACUCAAGAAUGUAACUGUACAAGCUUUGGAUUGGGUCAACGAUGAUGUACCCUCUCCAUUUGGCUAUGAAGUCAUUAUUGGCAGUGAAGUCAUAUACGAUGUUAAAUUGGUCGAAGCGCUAGCCAAUGUUAUCUACCUAUCACUCACUCCCAAUGGAACAUUCUACACUACUUGCGCCACUGUCAGAGAAGGUAUUCCAGAGUUUAUCAAAGCCAUGCAAGACAGAGAUUUUAACGUAGAACAAACAAAUUUCCCAAGUCAUUAUAUCCCCGAUACAAAAUUUGAUGUUUAUUUCUUUAAAUGUACUAAAAAGAAUACUCUACUUAAACUUCAACAACAAAAAGAAUAA
Cavenderia fasciculata is the source of this 1113-nucleotide messenger RNA. RefSeq names its product methyltransferase type 12 domain-containing protein. The transcript has 2 exons. Bases 1 to 1113 code for a protein of 370 amino acids. The record is from RefSeq and is a predicted model, not a curated record. NCBI's taxonomy places the organism in Eukaryota, Evosea, Eumycetozoa, Acytosteliales, Cavenderiaceae.